This is a messenger RNA of Nelumbo nucifera (sacred lotus), 1891 nucleotides long. Its product is annotated as glycerol-3-phosphate acyltransferase 1-like. The record is from RefSeq and is a predicted model, not a curated record. Gene Ontology annotation, cellular component: membrane. Gene Ontology annotation, biological process: cutin biosynthetic process. NCBI's taxonomy places the organism in Eukaryota, Viridiplantae, Streptophyta, Magnoliopsida, Proteales, Nelumbonaceae. Gene Ontology annotation, molecular function: phosphatase activity; glycerol-3-phosphate 2-O-acyltransferase activity.
UCGUUUCAUUUACUUAUUUACCCUAUAACCCUAUAUAACUCCUCUUCAUCUCCACUUCUCUGGCACAGUACAGUCACCGCCAACCCCACCAGUAGCUGCUGCUCCGUCAAUAUUUCUCUAACAGGCAAAAUAAGGCAAAAGGUCCUCACUAUGGUUCUUCUCAAGCUUGCAGACAGGCUCUUGUACCAGCUCUUGGGAAACUCGUAUUACAGAGCAGCUAGGAAGAUCAGAAACUAUGGCUUCUUCUUGAGAAAUCAAUCGUUUAGAUCAUCACAACAUGGAAUGUUCCCUAGUAUUACCAGGUGUAGUUUGGAGCGUAGGGGUUCUGGGACUUUGGUCUGUGACAUUCAUGGUACCUUAUUAAGGACCCAGUCUUUCUUUCCUUAUUUCAUGUUGGUUGCUUUUGAAGGUGGUAGCAUUUUUAGAGCCUUUUUGUUGCUUCUUUCAUGUCCUCUUUUGUGGGUUCUGGACUAUGAACUCAAGUUGAGGGUCAUGGUGUUCAUCUCCUUCUGUGGUCUUAGGAUGAAGGACAUGGAGACUGUGGGAAGGGCUGUUUUGCCCAAGUUUUUCCUUGAGAAUCUCAACCUUCAGGCUUAUAAUGUUUUAGCUUCAACUGGGAGAAGAGUUGUUUUCACUAGUGUUCCCAGAGUAAUGGUUGAAUGGUUUCUCAAAGAUUACUUGGGGGUUAGUGAUGUUUUGGGCACUGAGUUGCAUAGUGUUGGUGGCUACUUCACUGGCUUUCUUUCUGAGUCUGGGUUGCUUGUGAAGCAUAGGGCACUCAAAGAGUUCUUUGGAGAUGAAAAGCCUGAUAUUGGCCUUGGGAGUUCAAGUUUGCGUGAUCAUCUCUUCAUCUCCCUUUGCAAGGAAUCCUAUGUGAUAAACAAGGAAGAUGGCAAGAGCAGUAGUGCAAGUUCGGUGGUGCCAAAAGAGAAAUACCCCAAACCUCUAGUAUUUCAUGAUGGAAGACUGACUUUCUUUCCAACUCCAUUUGCAACUCUUACUAUGUUCUUGUGGCUUCCACUAGGAAUAACUCUAGCCAUCUUUAGAUUGGUUGUGGGUAUCUUGCUGCCUUACAAGCUAUCCAUUUUAUUAGGUUGUUGGAGUGGUGUUAACCUAAGGGUUAAGGGGUCGGACCCAUCAAUAAGGUCAGGCAAGAAACAAGGGGUUCUCUAUGUUUGCAACCAUAGAACCCUCUUAGAUCCUGUAUUCCUCAGUACUGCUCUAUGCAAGCCAGUCACUGCCGUAACAUACAGCCUAAGCAGGAUGUCUGAGAUAAUUGCCCCUAUAAGAACAGUAAGGCUGAUAAGAGAUAGACAACAAGAUGGGAAGACCAUGGAAAGGCUGUUGACUGAAGGUGAUCUGGUGGUUUGCCCUGAAGGAACCACAUGUAGGGAGCCAUUCCUACUGAGGUUCAGCUCUCUGUUUGCUGAAUUGACUGAUGAAAUUGUUCCUGUAGCAAUGGCUGUUCAUGUGAGCAUGUUCUAUGGGACGACAGCAAGUGGGUUCAAGUUCUUGGACCCCAUCUUCUUCUUCAUGAACCCAAACCCUAGUUACCAGGUUCAGUUUCUUGGGAAGGUUUCCCGACAGCUAACAUGCGCCGGAGGAAGAUCUAGCUAUGAUGUAGCUAAUCACAUUCAAAGGCAGAUAGCAGAUGCUUUGGGGUUUGAGUGUACAACACUUACAAGGAGAGACAAAUACAUGAUGCUAGCCGGCAAUGAAGGGGUGGUGUAUGACAGCAGUAAAAGGCCUCGUUUAAAGCACAUAAUAUCAACACUGCAUGAAAGAGAACAGAAAGAGAAAUAAAUAAAAACACAUUUUAAACUUUUUGUGAUGUAGUUUUUGUCUGGUUUUAUUUGGGGUCUAAUAUAUUUACCAGUUACUACUGUUUAUU